CCUGCUUCCUGCUGCAUCACAUCUCUGAUCUCUCUCACUCUCGGUCAGUGCUGCUCACUCCUAGCUAGCCACUCGUCAAGUCGCUUCCGUUCCCAGCUCUUUUCAAGUAGGAGAUCAAGAUGGCCACUGACCAGAAGCUUGCCCUCGCCAAGCGAUGCUCGCGAGAGGCGACCCUUGCAGGAGCUAAGGCAGCAGCUGUAGCAACCAUCGCCUCCGCGAUCCCCACCCUGGCGAGCGUGCGGAUGCUGCCAUGGGCGAAAGCAAACAUCAACCCCACCGGCCAGGCCCUCAUCAUCUCCACAGUUGCCGGGAUGGCCUACUUCAUCGUCGCCGACAAGACGAUCCUUUCGCUGGCGAGGAAGCACUCCUUCGAGAGCGCCCCCGAGCACCUCAAGAACACCUCCUUCCAGGGCGCCGGCCGUCCCCACCCCGUGUUCUUCAGGCCCUGAUGAGUACUGUACUGUGCCAUCGAUGUCCGAAUAAACUACUAGCUAGCCUACCAUCGAAUGUGCCUCGAGGAACUGUAAUACUAGUAUAGUUCUCCAGUGCUAUGUGCCAUUGUAAUUAGCUUGUAUUAUUGCUACUUUAAUUAAAAAGUACUACUGCAACUUUGCGUUACUCAA
Molecule: messenger RNA, 623 nt
Organism: Phragmites australis (common reed)
Lineage: Eukaryota; Viridiplantae; Streptophyta; Magnoliopsida; Poales; Poaceae
Product: early nodulin-93-like
Exons: 4
Coding region: 120-449 (109 amino acids)
Source: RefSeq, a predicted model, not a curated record